This is a messenger RNA of Lingula anatina, 5183 nucleotides long. RefSeq lists its product as uncharacterized. NCBI's taxonomy places the organism in Eukaryota, Metazoa, Brachiopoda, Lingulata, Lingulida, Lingulidae. Gene Ontology annotation, biological process: positive regulation of DNA-templated transcription; autophagosome assembly. Gene Ontology annotation, cellular component: nucleus; autophagosome. The record is from RefSeq and is a predicted model, not a curated record.
AGAUUUCAAGGAAAUUCCAGUGUGAUCAAAGUUAUUAGAAAAAAACUGAUACACACAGUGAAUUGUACUUGGUGGUGAAACAUGGUUGCUAUCAACAAAACUAAACAAUAUGAAGAUACCAAGGACUGUCUGUUACAAAUGAUGGUGAAAUUUCUGCUCAUUCUGUACUUAAGACUACAACAUUUUCUUAUUAAUGCACACUGUCUGAGCUACACCUUGGUUGGAUAACAGGAGGAACAUGUUAAAAGCAUGCAGGUGACAGAUAGGUGACGGAUAGGUGACAGAUAAGUAAAGAUAAGUAUUGGAUUGAACAAAGUUUCUUUUUAAACACCAAAAAGUUCAAAGUUAGAAACCACUUGUUUUCAAACUUAUGACCAAUUUCACUGAAUCAGAAAUGUCAAUUUUCAAAAUUUCAAAAAAAUUCCAUUUAGUUUAUAUUACAUUUACAGAAUGUAGAAGUCAGUAUAUAGUGUUAAACAUACUGGCUGACUCCCAGGUGUGGUCACCAGGGUUCUGGCACUCUAAAGCCAUGUUUAUCUAGUAAGAAACUAUAGCUUCCCCUAAGCCAACAAUAUUGAAUCCUUUUGACAGCUAAAUCCUAAGAAAUUAAAAAAGAUGCAGAUAGUCCUUAAGGUGAUAAAUUGAUGUCACUUGAGUUCUCUGGUGAAAAUGUAUAGUGUUUACUUAUUUACCUAACAGCUAUUUGAAGAGAAACCAGGUUUUAAUUAAAGGGUGGGGGAGGGGGUAUUUUUAAUGGGGCUUCAGUGCAUCCAUCUAUUGUUCCAGUGAAAUACUGAAGCAUGUCAUAUAUUAUACUUGAUGGUUGGUUUCUUUCUUUGAAAGGCAUUCAUGGUGGUGUUAAGACCCAAAGGCUAAAUCAAGCCAUUGAGGUUAACAUUAAUUUUCUGUCAAGAGCUUACAUUUUCUGUCAGUUUUGAGGGGAGAUAUUGAUAACAUCAAAUUUGACUGCUGCACGCCUGCUCUUAAUUACAGGACUUGAAAGUAGAUUUGUGGUAAUAAGAUUCUUAGAUAAGGACCUCAGAUCAGUUAGAUAAGAAUAUCAGUACCAGAUUUGCAUAUAUUAAUCCUUGGUUGAGCAGGAUAUGCAAGAACAUGUGUUUACAAACAAAAGAUUAUCUUGCUGGGGUUUUCCAUGCCCAAAGUAUUAAUUGUGCUGCAAAAUAUCACCCCGAUUUGAAAGUCACUUUGUCAUACUAGUAUGCCAAGCAGUGGAAGAGUAUUAUGUGUACUAUAUUCAUGAACUACCGGGUAGAUGCCAGAUUGAAAGUUAGAAGAGAAACAAUAUUACUUGAUCUCAAGUGUUGUUUGUGUGAAGUUAGCGUAGAAAAUGCUGAGUGGUUUGUCCAACCUUAUCUUUGGUGCUGGCCCCGAGGAGGCGCCACACGAGGCAGUUGAUCUCAAGACAACCCUCGCAGAAAAUGAAUGGGUGCUAGUGGACAGGACAAAUACUAGUUCCACCACUACUACUACUACUUCUUCAUCAAGCACGCUAACUUGUACGGCACGUGUCGAAUCUCAAACCCCUCCUCCAUUCUCUCCAUCUCAAGUGCCAUUACCAUCACAAACUGACAAUGUCCCACAUAUAAUAAAACAACGCGACCAUUCCAAUAGCUCUAGGGACUCCCAGGGGUCCCGGGGGUCUUCUGGCCAUGCCCAACCAGAUCAUCAGUCCCCUUGGGAUAGCUGGCUAGUGACUCCACCCCCUUGUUUCACUGCAGGGAGCGGCAGGCUGGAGACGGGGCCCAUGGAGAAUCUACUCAUAGAACACCCCAGUAUGUCUGUGUAUGGGCCGCGGCCACGAGGGUCGAGCACAGGUGCUGACGAUUCUCUGGAUUCUGAGUCUUCCACUGAAAAUGAGCAAAAUAGACCAGUCAUCCACAGACCUCCGCACAGGCCACGUGCUGUGGCUGCACGAGCAGGCCUUGUUGCAGCGCAGGCGCAGUCUGUGAAAUCUAUGCAAAGGAGCCACCAUCAGGUCACUACUCGCAAUUUGAGGAAGAAACAGCUCACACGUGCUAACCAGGUGCACGAACGUUUCUCCAACGCUAAAGCACUGCACCAGAGGAAAAUCAAACAGCCUGGCACCAGGAAACAACAGCACUAAAAGAUUUUAACUUGAAUAUCACUUAACGUGAACUACAGAAGGACUGAUACAUUCAAUCAUAAUAGCUAGACAGAAAAAUAGCAGGAAAAAUAGAGAAAGCAGUUUGUGUCAUUAUUUUAUCGUCAAGAACCCUGCCCAGUAUGUGCAAUUGUUUAUGAGAAGGAAAUUCUCUCUGAAACCAUGUAUUCUGUUCAAUCCAUCCUGUCAUCAGAAAGCUAUUAAUACCUAGCAUCAAUUGUCACAUACUCACAGGGGAAAAGAACACAACAUGUCACCACUUUUGUAGAUCAAUGAUUGUACUAUUGUGCACAUAAUUGAUCACUGGAUACCUGCAUCAUUCAUUUGAAGGAAAAGAAAUUGAACUUGGAUUUAAAAACUCAUUUUUGACAUGCCUGUUAGAGUACAUGUCCAGCAGUUAUGAAUUGUACAUUCAUUUGGACCUUGACCGACCCUGGACGAGUUCACAGAUUACUGGACCUGACCAUUGCCAAGAACUUUGUUAUUUAUUGUUUAUCUUAUACAUAAGAGUAUAUAUAGGUAUUGGAUUUAGGAGAUGUCAUGUUGAAGUCACAGUUGCAGUAAUGUUGUAUAUGUAGAUGUAUUAAAUGAUAGGAAUAUGUCCAAUAAGCAUACGAUCAGUGCUGUUAUACUGUGUAUGCUGCAAAUUUUAAAAUACCUGUGAUGUCACAAUCUGAGUGAUGUCACAGUGGUGUUAGUAUCAAUGUUCAUGAUGUCACAGUGUUCAAGACAUGAUGUCACAACUGGUGUGACAAGUGAAAUGUCUACGUACUUGUCACAAUUACACAGGCUGCUGCUGACAAAAACAAUUCGAUUACUUCGUGAAAAGAUACAAUUUCUUCUAACAGCCUAUCAGACCAGGUCAAUGUGAAAUGUCACAUAAAUGUCAAAUGUCACACUAAUGUCUAACAUCACACAAGUAUGGCACAAUGCCACUUGUUCUGCAGCAAACAUUUUGCUACAUAAAUGACGAGUCAUGCAAGGUCUCGUCACAGAGAGAGGACACACGGACACAUCAUGUCACACUGACAGUGACAGGGUAUUUACACCUCAGACAACUCUGUCCACAACUAAUAUGUCAAAGCUGGAUGCAUGUAUACAAAUUUACAUUCAGGAUUGUUAUCUAUAGUAACUAAGCAUAUUAAGUCACAGCUCAGGGAAAAGAAAGCAGGUGGAAGUUGGAAAACAAAUGUCUGCCGCAAUAAUGUCUUAAUCCAUCCAUCACAAUCAGUCACAGUUGUUAUGCUAUUACACACGAGAUGAAGCCAUAUUUUCAAUACAAGGCCUUGUAAUAAGACAGAUAACAUGAACAUGACAACAUGUGGUAAGACUGGUUCUUGCUUCAUGAUGUUACCAUCACUGCUAUUUAUGUCAGACUGGUUCCCUUUCUCAAGUUGUCUCUAUUUACUCCCCUUGUACAAAAUUAUGUUGUGGGCUCAAUUGUCUGUUAUACACGUCCUGAAUAUUCUCUGCACAACUGGAGACAUCAUUUUCACUAAUAUGAGACAUUAACAUGAAUCUCAGUUUACCCGUUUAUGAUGUUUACCGGCUUAUUCCAUACAAUGCACUAUUAUGUACAUGAUUUAUUCUUGGCCUUGGAUUUUAGUCAGGGACAGCUUGACAUAGAUCCAAGUUCAAAGAUAGGCUGCCAUAUAGUUUACAUAUCAAGAGGUGUAAAGACCUUAAGACACUUUGUUUAUGAGAAUAUGUGACAAGUUAUGUGAUAUUUUGCAAGAAACAGUUUUGAAUCAAAAUUUUAAUUGCAAUGAGUUAGUUAUCACAGCAGCAUGCCCUUAUAUAUAAAAGUUCACCAUCUAAAUUUUUACAUUUUAUUUUAAGCAUUUAGUCUGCAUGCCAUUUCAAGAUGAAAACUUGAACUGUUUAACUGCUGGAAUGGGCUGGGUGUUUUUAUUUUUCAUUUAUUCAAAUGUGUCUUUUGGAAUUGUUUUUAAAUGCUGAAUGUUGACAGUUAGUUCCAAUUUGAGUGUAAUAUUAUACACGUAUUUACUGUGCUUUUAUAUACUUGUGGUUUACGUGUUGGAGGUGGUUAGUCUAGGGUAUAUUUAAUUACCACCUGUUUAAGGUUUUAAAGGUUGCUAUAUUUAAAUUUACUGGUGGAAAAUCCAGUUCGAAGGUGCACAUUUGGCAAUAUCCUAAUGAAUUUACCACUUGCCUUAGUCUUAUACUGAGGGUAAUGCAUGCUAGUAUAUGAUAGAGAUUAAAUGAAAAGUUACAUUCGUUGAUGAACAAAAAAAAAAAAAAAAGCUUAAAACAUACAUGUUGGUGAUUGAAUUCUUGCACAUGUCAGUAUUUUAAAAAGGGCCAUAAAUUAAUAAACAACACAAAAAAUAACAUUUAUAUGUAUUACAUAUUUAAGUAUAGUGUAUUUGGUACAUGUAGCUUACACUUGAUUCAAUUAAAUAUAAACACACAAAACAAACAAAACAACAAACUAUUAUACUCAGAGCACAAAUGCAUAUUGGUUGAAGACAAGAAUGCAACAAUUACAAUAAUUUGUGCAAAACAACAUAUUACACAUGGAUUCUAGUACAUGUAGAUGGUGUUACUAUGCAAAUGAUAACCAAGCUCUAAGGCAUUGAAGAAUUUUAUAGAACAUUUAAGAACAGUAGAAUUUUCAAUUUCUCUGACUGGUUUGUGAGUUCCAUAUUUAAUCGUCUUGAUCCAUUAUAGACAACUGGUGUGUUUGUAUCACCAUACAUUGUACCAGUACCAACACGGCAGCAGUAGCAACUGUCAACUGGCAGCAGUGACAGUAACAGUAGCACGUGAAUGACUGGACUUUCAAUUUUUCUGUGUGAGAAUGCUACAGUGUGAAGAAAACCCACCUCUGCCAUUGCUAUAUUACGUCAUUAUAACUAUAUCAUUCAAAGGCAAGAUAUCCUUUUAAGACUGGCAUCAUGUAUAUGUCAGAUUCAUCCACAUUAUGCUGUAUGAAUGCUGCGGGUAUGUUUUAUUGAAAUUUGCAUUGUGUUCCUAGGCAGAGAGAGUACUCAAUAAACUGUUGUGAGUUUGAAAUCAA